Molecule: messenger RNA, 3117 nt
Organism: Cicer arietinum (chickpea)
Lineage: Eukaryota; Viridiplantae; Streptophyta; Magnoliopsida; Fabales; Fabaceae
Product: lipoxygenase 6, chloroplastic
Biological process (GO): lipid oxidation
Molecular function (GO): protein binding; oxidoreductase activity, acting on single donors with incorporation of molecular oxygen, incorporation of two atoms of oxygen; metal ion binding
Source: RefSeq, a predicted model, not a curated record
GUGACGACGGAGUGUUUUAAAAAGGCAAUUAAAGUCAAGUGAUAGUGGAAAAGGUGAUUUUAGCGACAAGAAAAAGAAGUGAUAAAAUGGUUGGGAUCCUCUCCAUUGAUCCCUAUUCGUGAAACACAAUAAUGAGAAAUAAAACUAGAUAGAUAUAUACACUGCACUACACUGCUCUCUUUUUCUGUUGGAGAUACUGCGCAACGCAUUGCCAAUAUGUUUGCUUCGCUCCUCCGAUCUCCCACGCUGAUCGCCGACAACAGCCACCGGAGGAACAUUUCACGCUCAUCUGGAUGGCGUCGGAGAGUGCAGAUUCAAGCAGUGAUCAGUAGCGGCGACAACAAGAGUAUUACGACGUCUCCGUUGGACAACAAAUUAGAGACCAAUGGAUCGGUGCCACGUGGUGGUAGCAAAGACAGCCAAGUGAUAAAGGUGAAAGCGGUGGUGACAAUAAGGAAAAAGAUGAAAAGUAACAUGGUUGAGGAUAAUUUGGAAUAUUUGAUCAAUGGUGUUGGUCAUGGAAUACAGAUUAACCUCAUCAGUCAACAUAUUGACCCUGCUACUAGUUGUGGAAAAAGUGUGCAAUCCAACGUAAGAGGUUGGCUACCGAAGCCAUCGAAGAUUCCAUACAUUGUGGAAUACUCAGCUGAUUUCACUGUGCCAACUGACUUUGGACGCCCUGCUGCUAUUCUCAUUACCAAUCUUCAUGCAAAGGAGUUUCACUUAUUGCAAAUUAUCCUUCAUGGCUUCAUUGAUGGACCCAUUUUCUUCCCCGCAAACACAUGGAUUCAUUCGCGUAACGACAACCCUCUAAGUAGAAUCAUAUUCAAUAAUCAAGCAUAUUUACCAUCACAAACACCACCUGGUAUCAAAGAUCUACGGCGUGAGGACUUGCUAAGCAUAAGGGGUGGUGGAACACCCCAAGAAAGUGAAAGAAAAUCACAUGAUAGAAUCUAUGAUUAUGCUACCUACAAUGAUUUGGGCAACCCUGAUAAAGAUGAAAAACUUGCUAGGCCUCUCCUUGGGGAUCAUGACAGACCUUAUCCUCGCCGUUGUAGAACUGGAAGACCUCCAACUCGCUCUGAUCCAAUGUGUGAGAGUAGAAUAGAGAAGCCACAUCCUAUUUAUGUGCCACGAGAUGAAACUUUUGAAGAAAUCAAGCAGGACACUUUCUCUGCUGGAAGAUUGAAAGCUCUGUUCCACAAUCUUAUACCUUCACUUGCAGCCACUCUGUCGAAAUCUGACAUUCCUUUCAAGUGUUUUUCUGAAAUUGACAAGCUUUAUAUUGAUGGUGUUACUUUGAAAGAUGAAGAGCAGAGAGGGAUAGUGGAAAAUCUCUUGGUUGGAAAGGUAAUGAAACAGGUCCUCAGUGCUGGACAACGGUUGUUAAAAUAUGAAAUCCCAGCUGUUAUAAAAGGAGAUAAAUUUUCUUGGUUGAGGGACAAUGAAUUUGCAAGGCAGGCCUUAGCUGGGGUGAAUCCAGUGAAUAUUGAGCUAUUAAAGGAGUUUCCUAUUUACAGCAAACUAGAUCCUGCUGUCUAUGGCCCUCCUGAAUCAGCAAUAACAAAGGAACUAUUGGAGCAGGAACUUGGUGGAAUGAGCUUUGAAAAAGCUAUGGAGGAAAAGAGACUAUUUAUUAUUGAUUACCAUGACAUGCUUUUGCCAUUCAUCAAGAAGAUGAACUCCUUACAUGGGAGGAAAGCUUAUGCCUCACGGACGAUUCUCUUCAAUACAAAGACUGGUGUUCUGCGUCCUAUAGCUAUAGAGCUUUCGCUUCCUCAAAUGCCUUCUUCGCCACGAAAUAAAAGAGUUUAUACACAAGGCCAUGAUGGCACAACACAUUGGAUUUGGAAGCUAGCAAAAGCUCAUGUUUGUUCAAAUGAUGCUGGCAUCCAUCAGCUUGUAAAUCACUGGUUAAGGACUCAUGCAUGCAUGGAGCCGUAUAUAAUUGCAACUCACAGACAGCUAAGCUCAAUGCAUCCAAUUUACAAGUUGCUACAUCCUCAUAUGCGCUAUACUUUGGAAAUUAAUGCACUAGCUCGGCAAAAUUUAAUAAAUGGAGGGGGUAUAAUUGAAGCAUCUUUCAGUCCAGGAAAAUAUGCCAUGGAGCUUAGUUCAGCAGCUUACAAAAACUUGUGGAGAUUUGAUAUGGAAUCUCUCCCAGCAGAUCUUAUUCGAAGGGGCAUGGCAGUAGAAGACCCUUCAAUGCCCUGUGGUGUAAAACUUGUGAUUGAUGACUACCCUUAUGCUGCAGAUGGACUCCUAAUCUGGUCUGCCAUUAAAGAAUGGGUAGAAUCUUAUGUCCAACACUUCUAUUCCGAAUCGGAUUCGAUUGUAACCGAUGUGGAGCUCCAAGGAUGGUGGAGUGAAAUCAAGUUUAAGGGUCACUAUGACAAAAGGAAUGAACCUUGGUGGCCUAAACUAGACACAAAAGAGGACUUAUCUAGCAUACUUACCACAAUGAUCUGGGUUGCUUCAGGUCAGCAUGCUGCUAUAAAUUUUGGACAAUACCCUUUUGGAGGAUAUGUGCCUAACCGUCCUACACUCAUGAGAAAACUUAUGCCUCAAGAAAGUGAUUCUGAUUAUGAAAAGUUUAUUCAAAAUCCUCAGCUUUUUUUCCUAUCAUCAUUGCCUACUCAACUUCAAGCUACCAAAGUAAUGGCUGUUCAGGACACACUGUCAACUCAUUCCCCUGACGAAGAGUAUUUGGGUCAAGUGAAUCAUAUGCAUAAUCAUUGGAUCAAUGAUCAUGAAAUACUGAAGUUGUUUAGUAAAUUCUCUGAUAGACUUGAGGAGAUAGAGGAAAUAAUUAAUGCAAGAAAUAAGGACACAAGUUUGAAAAGUAGAACUGGUGCUGGUGUUCCUCCUUAUGAGUUGUUGCUUCCUUUGUCAGGUCCUGGGGUAACUGGCCGUGGAAUCCCUAACAGUAUAUCUAUAUGAUUAAUUAGUUAAGAUUGCAUUGGCAUUAUCACUUGUUACUUAUUAUAUGUCAUCUGAUACACUUUUAGCGGCAGAAACUGUGUAUGUAUAGUAUAAGUAUAUCUGCAUAAGGUAAGGCCAUUAAGACAAUCAAUCGCCUUAUGUCUUUAAGAAAAUAAAGUUAUUAUUUAAUAAAAA